AUGAGUGGCAUUGGCAAAACCGCUAUAGCCAAAGCCGUGUACAAAAUUCAAUCGGUGUUGCUUUUUAGAGAGUGUCUGAAACAUUGUCAAAGAAUGACGGGCAUAAUAGCUUUGCAAAAUAAGGUAAUCUCUAGCAUCUUAAGGGAUGAUUCCCUGGUUAAAGAUGCUUAUCAAGGAGUCAAAAUAAUACAGGAUAGAGUUUGUAAGUAUAAAGUUCUUAUUCUUCUUGAUGAGUAG
Messenger RNA from Linum tenue, 237 nucleotides. NCBI's taxonomy places the organism in Eukaryota, Viridiplantae, Streptophyta, Magnoliopsida, Malpighiales, Linaceae. The record is from the annotation of a GenBank genome assembly.